Molecule: messenger RNA, 1851 nt
Organism: Labeo rohita (rohu)
Lineage: Eukaryota; Metazoa; Chordata; Actinopteri; Cypriniformes; Cyprinidae
Gene: c2h1orf35
Product: chromosome 2 C1orf35 homolog
Source: RefSeq, a predicted model, not a curated record
AUCAUUCUUAUACGGAAACGCCUCACACACAAUUUAAAAAAAAUAACAUUUUGUCAUAUCGUACGGCACAGAACUUCCUCGACACGAUGUUUGCGGUGUUUAAAAAAAAAACGCAACAUGUUGAUUUUCUAAAACAAAGGCAGUUGGUUUCCCGGAUGUUGUUGAAAGCUAAGGCCUGACUCUUCUGCUACACACGUGUAAAACAUCUCAGCGCUUUUAGGAAACUGAAGUGUGUGUAGAUGAGCAGAAGUCAUGUUCGGCUCAUCGAGAUCUGGAGGGGUGAGAGGGGGUCAGGAUCAGUUCAACUGGGACGAUGUGAAAGUGGAUAAACACAGAGAGAACUAUUUAGGGAAUUCUCUCAUGGCACCGGUCGGCCGGUGGCAGAAAGGGAAAGAUUUGACAUGGUAUGCCAAAGAUAAGAAGGGUGGCGCAGCUCUGUCUAAAGAGCAGGAGAUGGCAGCCAUACGGGAGGCAGAGCACGAGGCCAUGUUAGCAGCACUGGGUCAUAAAACGAUCAAGAAGCAACCAACUGGUCUCACCAAAGAGGAUCUUGCAGAUGUGUGCAGGAGGGAAGGAGAGGUGGAUGAACGGGACGUGGACAGGGUCUCUGGGCUUGGAAGCUCCAGAGCUGGACCGAGAGGAAUGGUGCUCUCCAAACAAGAAAAAGAAGCAGUAAAAAUGGGUUUGCCAGUUUUUACGCAUCACAAAUCUGAUAGACCGCAAGAUGCCAGUAAGAAGUCUGAGGAGGCCGACAGAGCUGAUAAAGAAGAUAAAAGAUCUGACAAAAAGAAGAAGAGUAAAAAGGAGAAGAAAAGUAAGAAAGAGAAAAAGAAGAAAAAAGAAAAAACAAAACACAGAAGCAGAAGUGACUCUUCAGAUUCAGACUCUGAAAGCUACAGUAAAAGGCGGAGAAAAGAUCCCCGGGACCACCAUGGUCCUAAUCCAUCAAGGAGCAGUCAGAGUGGAGCCGGAGCCCGUGACAGCCAUUCAGGAGGGGGGCCAAAGGCCGACCGCAGGACUCUGACCCCCCCUCACCAACACCGCCGCCGACGGCACGACACGGACUCGUCCUCUGACGGCCACCGCGCUGGUCGAGGCUCCCCGUCAAAAAGCUACCGGCGGCGCCACGAUAGCAGCUCAGACGACUGAUGCCCCGCUAUUGCCCCUUUAUCCACACCUCCUCACCCUGAGAAUGGAUCCCAUCAGCCCCUUUGUCAGACUCUGGACAACUAAGGUCGCAAGACGCGGAAGAUGUACGUGAAGCAGACUAAUAUGAAUUUCCGGGUCCAUUUACACUUAUCCUGUAAAUGCAGAACAAAACUUCCCCGUCAGACUAAUUAGGUUGGUGCAUCAAGCACCCUGAAAACAAAGACUGCAUUUCCUUUAGUAACGCUUUAAUGUUAAAUCUCAGGAAAUCUGUCCAAAACUGGGUCACAUUUCAUCAGAUUUUCUACAUUUUGUACAUAAUUUCCCCCCCAAAAUACACAAAUAAAAAAAUGAUUAAGACAUAAUUUGUUGUACUAAAUUUGUGCAAAUUCUGAGUUAUCUAUUUUUUUUAAAUUGUAUCAAUCAGAAAAAAAAUUUAUCAAAAUUUGGAAUGACAAAAAACUCAAAGUAAUGUAUUACAAUUAAAGUUUUGGGGUAAAAUUGGGAGAAAAUGGUCAGGGAAUUAAUAUCACAAUGCAAAAAAUGUUAAUAGUCCUAAAUAUAGGCUUUGAAACCUAAUUUCUUUUUUUGAUUUUCGAGGUGAAAUGUAGCAUGUUUUGGUCUUUAAUGCACAAAGAAAAACACAGCAGACAUGGUAACUUUUUACUCUUGUGUAUGUCUAUUGAAAUAAACCGUGUUUUUACA